AGUGGUUUUAUUUUUAUGCACUACUUAAUGAACCUUGCCGCCUUUAUAAUAAAAUUUUUGUUGCAUUACAGAAAAUUGCAACUCUCAGCAAGGAUGGAUUCCGAUUUUAAUGCUUGCGUUGGAUACAAGAUUAACUGCACAAUUUUUGGUCAUGAUAUCGAAGGGGAUGGGGAGGCUUGUCUGAAUUUAGGAUUCAUGAAAUCAUUAGUCGGCAGGGUGACAGACGGGGAAGGCUCUCCACCAGACUUAAAAGGUGACUAUAUAUUUAUCUUUUGAGUUAGUUUUUGGCUGAAGUGUUUACGUUUUGUCUUUUAUAUUUUGUUCCUACUUCUUCACCUCCCAUCAUUGAAGGCGCAAAGGUAAAUGCAUUGGUUCUGAUAUGUGCGAAAAGGUCAUAAUGCUGUGUGUGACUCCCUCUAUUUGCGACGUACUGUAUACUGGAGUUAAAGCGCUUCACCUGGAGGUGUGGUCCGGUUUACGGCCCUUUUUCAUUCAUUACUUACCUUCAACGUUGGAUCAUACAGUUACUUGUCAUUUAACCCUGUAAUAAUAUCCGUAUUCUGUCUGUCUGGUGAAAAUGCUUGCCCUGAAGCUUACUUUAAACCUCGUCUGAGUAAUUCAAUACUUUAUGUUAACAAGUAAAUAAAAUGCAUAUAAUACCACUGCGAGAAAUCUGUGCGACAGGCGAAAAUCUAAGGACCGCGAACACUUUUCAACGGGUUACUAAUAAUUUUUCAAGUAAUAAAUCGCGUUUAAAUUACUUCUUUUCUAGGUAUCACACAAACAGAGACAAAGUUAGAGGAAGCAGAAGCGAAGAAAAAUACUUUAAAAGAUGCUGAGAAGAAAUUAGCAGAUGCUGAAAAGGACGCUGAGUCAGAGGUUUCUACUGAAACUGCAAAGAAAUAUGACGAAGAAAUGCAAAGAAAAAGGGGUACUGUUCCUCAUCCAGAUACUAUAGAAUUCAUAAAAAAACUUCCAAAACGUACUACAGUUCCAACUGAAGAAGAAAUGAAGUAUAUUAAAGCAGCGAACGAACCUCUACCUAAUCACAAUGCUAGACGUAAGUAACUAUUGCGGCUUGUACCAAAAGUGUCAGGUUCAAAUGCUUUGAUAUUUUCUAUUUUUCAAGAAAUGUCAGUUAAACAAGUUAUUAGGUUUGUAAUAACCAAACUGUUGCUUUCAUCUUUAUGCUUUCACUCUAUCAGAACGCAUCACUGUAAUAUCUUAUAAAACUAAUGCACCAUAUUUUCCAGGAGAAGAGAUUAUUGCUGCAUUUGCACCUCAUCCUUGGUUCAAGCUCGAAGAGAUACCACUACUUGGAAUGUCUUCUUUGCCAUUAAAAGAUGAUGCGGUCACUCGUUCAAAAAGAACACUUCUUGAUUUUGGUAACAAUUAUUCCUUAACCGUGUCUAUCAUAUGCAAUGAUAUAUAAAUGUAUAAAUCACGUUUUUAAGAUAUUGUAUGUAUCAAUGCUUUUUUGACCACCUAUAGAAUCGAAUAUGAACCCAUGUCAACGAGUAAAAAGGGCUCUUCAAAAUUAUGAAGGUCUUACAGAUGGAUUAACAUCUUCAUCCAAGUCUAUUACACAGCAGAGAGACAUGCUGAAAAAUACCAUCCGUCAGGAAAGAAGCAAAAUUGACACCAUUAAAUCAAACAUUCAAAAUUUAGAACAACGGCAUAAUUUGACAGAUGAAGAAAAAUCAGACGCAUAUUUCUGGUACAACAAGCUUGACAAAGGACUAAAUGAUUUCACAAAGCGAUCAGAAGAAGCGAUUAACAAACAGGACUCAUAUGCGUUGCCAAUUCUUCGAAACCAACUGAAUCAUAUGCUGAAAACAGAGAAAGGCUCAACAGUGCUGGAAUUCACAGAUUUGAUUCAUAAAAAUGCAAUGCAAGGGUACAAGCGAUCUAUCAUUCCCAAACACGAAAGUGACGAUGGACAAAAAACGCUUUUGUCCAUCAAACGGGAUUUGAAAGACGUACUCACCAAUGUUGACGACUCUCUGACAAAUCAAGAUGGCCGACUGCAAGUUCUUCGAAACAACAUUCAAUCCAUGAAAAAACAUGUCCACGCUUGCGAGAACAAUUAAAAGAAAAUUUACUUCACCAUGUAUGGUAUUGAAAGAAUUUGAGAGGGAAGUAGUAUCGCAAGAGUAUUUAGUCAUUGUAACUUUUAGAGUCAAUGGAGAAAAAAAUCAUGCAUUCAAAACAAUACCUAUUGUAGUGGUCACUUUUAUUACAUUCUACCGCAUAACUCAGUUUUUUCAAUAUCUAGGAGGCUGUAAGUAGUAAUCCAGCAGUGCAGAAUAACAAAUGCGUACAAAUGCGCAUGAAAAAUCAUGCGCAUUUGUUGUCAAUAAUGCUACUAGCUUCAUACACGCUUGUCAAGUACAUUUUCUGAUUUACAGCAACUU
Hydractinia symbiolongicarpus is the source of this 2414-nucleotide messenger RNA. RefSeq lists its product as uncharacterized. The transcript is spliced from 5 exons. The record is from RefSeq and is a predicted model, not a curated record. Bases 1500 to 2090 code for a protein of 196 amino acids. Lineage: Eukaryota; Metazoa; Cnidaria; Hydrozoa; Anthoathecata; Hydractiniidae.